AAGUCGCAGGUUAUAAUCUGCUGUGACGUCAAGGUUAAAGGUCAUCCUGUAACGUGUCGUCAGCAGCCUGUCUGUCUCAUACCGGUGUCACUCCACCCGCCGGCUGCUUCUCUUACACACACAUCGGUACCUCAACUGACCUUUUAACGGUUAUUAAGUUAAAAAAAAAUGGCUAAAAAGCGGAGAGAGAGACGAGAGACGGACGGUCUGUCCUCGGGACAGGAGGAGGUGAAGGCUGGAGACUCUCCGGUGAAAGAGGCUCCGCAUGCUGAAGGAGGCUCAGCUCGCAUGUCUCUCCUGAUUCUGGUGUCGAUCUUUGCGUGCUCGGCCUCAGUCAUGUACCUGGUCUACAGGAACUUCCCAGAACUUCCUGAUGAUGAAAUGGAGAAAAUCAAGAUCCCUAAAGACAUGGAUGAUGCCAAAGCUUUGGGAACUGUGCUGUCCAAAUACAAAGACACGUACUACUCCCAAGUGUUGGUGGCCUACUUCGCUACAUAUGUUUUCCUCCAGACAUUUGCGAUCCCCGGAUCUAUCUUCCUCAGUAUCCUGUCUGGAUAUCUCUACCCUUUCCCUCUGGCUCUUUUCUUAGUCUGCUUGUGCUCUGGCCUUGGUGCUUCCUUUUGUUACAUGCUGUCAUAUCUGGUGGGCAGACCCAUGGUCUACAAAUAUCUCACAGAGAGAGCACAGAAAUGGUCCCAGCAGGUCGACAAACAUAGAGAUCAUUUAAUCAACUACAUCAUCUUCCUGAGGAUAACGCCGUUUCUUCCCAACUGGUUCAUCAACAUCACCUCACCUGUCAUCAACGUGCCUUUAGGGGUUUUCUUCAUCGGUACUUUUCUUGGAGUGGCGCCGCCGUCCUUUGUAGCGAUCAACGCCGGUACGACUCUGUACAAACUGACCACAGCUGGCGAGGCCGUGUCCUGGAACUCUUUGGCGGUGCUCGGAGUCCUCGCCGUGCUCUCCAUCUUGCCGGUCUGCUUCCAGAAAAAGCUGCAGAAGAAACUAGAGUAGAACAUUAAACACCUCAGCACCUCAUCUGCUGGCUGAUCCCGGCGCCCCCCCAACCCCCCCUCGGCUCAGGAACGUGCAGCUGUCACUCAAGUUGCUCCGCCUCGGUCUCAUACACGGCUGCUGCUGCUGCUGGAGGGAGAAUAUCUGACCAGUGGCGCUCCGAGCUCUCACUGACCACAACAUGCAUGCAGUGGUGGGUUGUUCCUGAUGUUUAGUGUAAACUGGCCGCUGCUUGCACAAGUCUUUUGGUUUCUGUGAAUUACGUUGUCGAUUGGGGCACAUCUUGUAAAUACGACAAAUCGAGUUGUUUGUUUUUUAUUUAAGGCACUGCUCAUUGUUUUUAUGAUUCUUGUCAGACAACUAAAGCACCAGUGUGAAGGAUUCAGAGAGAAUUAUUGGCACAAACGGAAUAUAAUGUUCAUAAGUCAGUUUUAUAAUCAUCAGUGUAUAAUCACCGGAAGAUAUACAUUUUGUUUUCGUUAGCUUAGAACAGGGAUGGGCAACUGGAGGCCCGGGGGCCACAGACGGCCCGCACCCUCACUUGAAGUGGCCCUCAGUACAACUACAUGCAUUUGAGCAUGAAAUCUUAAAAGUGCAGUGUAGA
Molecule: messenger RNA, 1615 nt
Organism: Centropristis striata (black sea bass)
Lineage: Eukaryota; Metazoa; Chordata; Actinopteri; Perciformes; Serranidae
Gene: tmem41b
Product: transmembrane protein 41B
Exons: 7
Coding region: 169-1011 (280 amino acids)
Cellular component (GO): endoplasmic reticulum membrane
Source: RefSeq, a predicted model, not a curated record